This is a messenger RNA of Orbilia oligospora ATCC 24927, 1563 nucleotides long. RefSeq lists its product as uncharacterized. Gene Ontology annotation, biological process: tRNA 3'-terminal CCA addition. The transcript has 3 exons. NCBI's taxonomy places the organism in Eukaryota, Fungi, Ascomycota, Orbiliomycetes, Orbiliales, Orbiliaceae. The record is from RefSeq and is a predicted model, not a curated record. Bases 1 to 1563 code for a protein of 520 amino acids. Gene Ontology annotation, molecular function: RNA binding; ATP:3'-cytidine-cytidine-tRNA adenylyltransferase activity.
AUGGCGACACAGUUAUUACCAACGAUAACAUUAACACCAGAUGAAGAAAAAGUCCGAACCCUACUCGUCGAUGUCGCGACUUUUAUCGAUUCUAGAAAUUCAGAGUCUACUGGUACUAGCAGUAGUAGUAGCACGGCGACACCAACAGUUCUCCGUAUAACCGGCGGGUGGGUACGGGAUAAACUUCUGAACGGGAAAUCCCACGAUAUAGACAUCGGGAUCAACAACAUGACGGGGUUUGAAUUCGCAUCACAUCUGAAUGAAUUUUUGACGAAUAAUAUUGAGAAAUAUAAUAUUCCUGCGAAAUCGAUUCAUAAGAUUGAAAGUAAUCCCGAGAAGAGCAAGCAUUUGGAAACAGCGACGACGAAGAUUUUGGGGUUGGAUAUUGAUUUUGUGAAUUUGAGGUGUGAGAGUUAUUCUGAUGAUAGUCGGAUUCCGAAGAUGGAAUUCGGUACUCCUCAAGAAGACGCCCUCCGUCGUGAUGCCUGCGUAAACGCCCUAUUUUACAACUUAAUGACCCAACAAGUCGAAGACUUCACCGAACGUGGUCUGAAAGACCUCCAAAAUCGUAUCCUACGAACACCCCUCCCACCUCUUCAAACCUUCAAAGACGAUCCUCUCCGCGUUUUACGUCUCAUCCGUUUCGCCAGCCGUCUUUCCUUCACCAUAGAUCCCAAAGCCGCAGAGGCGAUGCAACAUCCCAAGAUUAAAUUCGCAUUAAAGCAAAAGAUUAGUAGAGAAAGAGUUGGAGUUGAAGUUGAGAAGAUGUUAUACGGAGCACGACCCUUCGAAGCGUUAGAUCUUAUUGAAAAGUUAGGAUUGGGAGAUGCUAUUUUAGAAAUACCGAAUUUAAACGAGGAGAAAUUGGAGGAGGUUAGAAGUGUAGAUUUAAGGAGAGGGAUAGAAACGGUUAAAUGGUUGUUUGGGGAGUUUAGGAGUAAAGAAGGGUAUGAGGCAACUCGGGGACUCGCAGGUUCCGAGAGGGAUGAGUAUAUACUAUGGAUCUUUGCAGCUACGAUGCCGUGGAUUAGGGUUUUCGUUCAGGAUAAGAAGAAAGGGAAAAUCAAUGUGGGUGUGGUGGCUGCGAGAGAUGGAUUGAAGCUGAGUAACAAGGAUUUCGAGAGCUUGUCGAAAAUGGCGUAUGCACUCAAUGGGGUCAAAUAUACGAUACGAAACCCUUCGGGACUCACGAGGAGUGUUUUGGGAAAAUACCUAAGAACGAUGGGGUCCGAGUGGAGGAUUCAGGUAUUGGCCAGUUUGUUGGCGGAGUUGGUUGAGGCGAGAUCCCAGGGGGUUGAACUUGGGAGUCAUGGGGAUUUGGAGAUUAUUAGUGGAUAUGAAUCGUUUUUGAAGCGGGUUUAUGAUGAGGAUUUGGGAGAGGUGUGGGAUUUGAAGUAUUUGUUGACGGGGAAUGAGGUGAAAGAUGCAUUGAAGCAAAAACCUGGGAAAUGGAUGAAAACGGCGUUAGAACAGGUUAUGGAAUGGCAAUUGGAUAACCCGACAGCUACGAAAGAAGAUGCAUUGGAAAACAUCAAAACGAUAGUCGAUGUGCCGUUCAACUAA